AUGGCCCAAAGUUUUUGGCGUCAAGACGAAGUCGAUUUUUCUGCCUCAAAUUCUGAAGGUAUGUCCAGAGGCCUUAUCAUUUUAUGGAAUGCUAGAAUUAUGGAGGUGUUGCUUAGUUUUAGAGGGCCAGAUUUUCUUGGUAUUAAAGUUAUAUGGAAGGAUAGGAUGUAUUAUGUGUGCAACGUAUAUUCUGCCUGUGUUCUGUCAGCGAAGCGUACUCUUUGGGCUAAAUUGCUGGAUUUGCAGGCUUGUUAUUGUGACGGUGAGUGGCUUAUCGGGGGCGAUUUUAAUGCCGUUAAGAAUAGAGGAGAGAGAUUAGGAAGGUCCGUGGGAGGCAACCAAACAGAGUGGGGAGAGUUUUCCAGCUUUAUAGACAAUUCUGGUUUAAUUGACGUUCCAUGUAAAGGGAAGAGAUUCAGUUGGUUCAGCGGAGACGGAAAACACAAAAGUCGUAUUGAUAGGUUUCUCGUGUCUAACAAUAUCAUCUCUAGGUGGGGAGUAGUUGGGCAACUCGUGGGGUUGAGAGACAUUUCUGACCACUGUCCCGAGUGGUUAGUGGUGGAUAACAAGGAUUGGGGACCGAAGCCAUUUAAAUUCAACAACGAGUGGUUUCAACAUAAAGAACUCAUGCCUUUUUUGGAAAGGGAAUGGAAGGAGCUGAUUGUUAACGGUCAUGGUGAUUAUGUCUUGAAGGAAAAAUUGAGAAUCUUAAAAAGGAAAAUAUUAUGGUGGAGUGCUAACAUCUUCGGCAAAAUCGAUUUGGACAUGGAGGAAGGGGUGAGGGAGAUCAAUUCUAUCGAUGAUCUUGAUCCGGAUAUUGUGGUGGAGGAGGACGUUAGGGGUAACGCGAAUAGAAAGUUUUGGUUGAAUCUUAAAAUCAAGGAGAACAUGAUUAAACAAAAGGCGAGAGUGAGAUGGAUAAAUGAUGGUGACGUUAACAGUAAGUAUUUUCAUUCGCUUAUGAAAAAAAGGCUUGAGAAGGAAUUACAUAGGAGCUAUCUCUACUGA
This is a messenger RNA of Vicia villosa (hairy vetch), 1008 nucleotides long. RefSeq lists its product as uncharacterized. Gene Ontology annotation, molecular function: catalytic activity. The record is from RefSeq and is a predicted model, not a curated record. The transcript has a single exon. The coding region runs from base 1 to 1008 and encodes 335 amino acids. Lineage: Eukaryota; Viridiplantae; Streptophyta; Magnoliopsida; Fabales; Fabaceae.